Messenger RNA from Microcebus murinus (gray mouse lemur), 1247 nucleotides. The record is from RefSeq and is a predicted model, not a curated record. NCBI's taxonomy places the organism in Eukaryota, Metazoa, Chordata, Mammalia, Primates, Cheirogaleidae.
CCAGCCGGCUGGAUCUGGUUCCAGCCGAGUCGGGCCGGCCUGACAUGCGCAGUGCGCGGGCGCUGCAGCGGGUUGCAGACGCGGAACUGGGUAUACGCGCCCCGGACCCGUCCGAGUCAGUGUCCUGGCGCCUGCGGAGACCUGACAGCCGGGGUGCAGAGGGUCUUUGCUGAGAGGAUCCUGCAAGGAAAAGGAGCAAGGAAAAGGAGCAGCCCCAGCGGGUCCCGGCACCGGGGUGAAGCAGCGUGCACAGUGGUGCAGGACUCAGACCCCGAGCUAUCCCCAGAGGAGAAGAGGGUCCUGGAGAGGAAGCAAAAGAAGGAGCGGAAGAAGGAGGAGAGGCAGUGUCUGCGAAAGGCAUCAGUCACCACCAAGAACCUACCAACCAGGCGCUCAGGGGCGGAGCUGGCCCUGGACUACCUGUGUGGGUGGGCCCAGAAGCACAAGGACUGGAGGUUCCAGAAGACACGGCAAACGUGGCUCCUGCUGCACAUGUACGACAGUGACAAGGUGCCCAACGAGCACUUCCCCAGCCUGCUGGCCUACCUGGAGGGACUGCAGGGCAGGGCACGAGAGCUGACGGUGCAGAAGGCUGAAGCCCUGAUGCUUGAGCUGGACGAGGAGGCGGGCGCCGGAGGCCCAGACCCCCUUCUGCUGGGGAAGGCCGAGCGCGUACGGCAGGUGCUGCAGCUGCUCUCCUAGUGGGGCAGGUGGUGUGACGGGGGUCUCACCCCAGCUCAGGGAAGUCCUUGGACAACGCAGGAUGCAGCCAACCACCUCUUCCUGGCAGUGGGGGCCUUCCAGCUCCACAGACCCUCCCCACCUACCCUGCUUGGUCAGAACGGUUUGUAGAUGAUAACAGGUUUCGCUACCUAUAGAGAAGGUGGUUGCUCUGAACUGACCCAGACACGCUGGUCUGUGAACAUGGCCCUCAAGCCAUGGGGAGCUGGUCUUUUGCUUUUGAGGGAAAUGUCUAUUUUUCUACCAGGGAUGGAUGUUUUAGAAGCUGGGCAGAGCUAGCUGUGGUCCUCACGUUCUACUGGGCGGCCCAGUGUGGGCUGUUUGUUCCUAGUCCCCUGCCUGCAUCAUGGCAAGUCAGGCUGUGGUAUGUCCACCUCUCCCUGGACAGUGCCUGGCCUCACUGCCUGGUCACAGGAGAGCCCUGUCUGGGCCAUGGGGUCAGACCAUGUACCUGUGGACUCUGCUGGCUGUGUUUUCAAUAAAAAACAAGCCUACCUUGGACCGUU